AUUACGCAGAGAUAGUUGAUUGGGUCAGCUACAGUUAUUAUAUCAGAUUCAGUCCCAUGCAAAGAGUAAAUUAGGUCACAUUUGUGAUUAGUCAUAUAUAAGUAAUUAACAAAAAGAAUUAUUAAAAUGGCAUCUUCGACAUUCUCUUCCAUGCUAUUCCUUCUCCUCCUCCUGUUUUCGUUUCAUAUGGGUGAAGCUCUUGGUGCUCAAACUGAAAUCCGCAAAAUCAAAGAGACAAUUAGGAUGAGGAGGAAUUUGGAAGGCAAUGACUACAAAAACUCUAAAAUGUGGAUGAGACGGAGCUAUUCACCACAGUGCCAACAAUAUGAAAGGUUUAAAAACAUGGUGACCACUAAUGGAUUGGACGACCCCUGUUUCCCCUUCACCUGUUUUAAUGGCUGGGGCCCCGGCAGUCAAAGUUGCACCUACACCAAAUACUGCCGAUCAGUUUAUGGCGCACCCCCGAGGUGCAGCAUCAACGAGGACUGUUCCUCAGCUUAAUAGAUUUAUCAUCUAUUGGGUGCAAAAUUAAUACAAAUAUAUACACAACGCUGUUUCAAAUGUGUUCCGUAUUCUACUUUUAUUGUCUUUCUCUAUUCUCAUCUUCUUGAUCAAAUUGUAAUCUCCAAAUGAUAUGUGUAUGGAACAGUUGUAUAACCUUUGUGAGUUGGAACAAUAUGUACAAUGUUAGCUAGCUAUAACACUUUCUAUCUAUGGACCAAACAUGGCCAAUUCUCGAUCGAUAAAACAAUGUUAAUUUU
Molecule: messenger RNA, 761 nt
Organism: Arabidopsis arenosa
Lineage: Eukaryota; Viridiplantae; Streptophyta; Magnoliopsida; Brassicales; Brassicaceae
Source: the annotation of a GenBank genome assembly